Tuber melanosporum (Perigord truffle) is the source of this 455-nucleotide messenger RNA. RefSeq lists its product as uncharacterized. The transcript has 2 exons. The record is from RefSeq and is a predicted model, not a curated record. NCBI's taxonomy places the organism in Eukaryota, Fungi, Ascomycota, Pezizomycetes, Pezizales, Tuberaceae. The coding region runs from base 1 to 288 and encodes 95 amino acids.
AUGGCUGGUCUUCUUUUCCCCCUUCUCUCUUCCUCUUCCCUCAUCUUUUAUCCACCACCACCACCACUGCCCAAACACUCUUCUCGAAGGUCUUCAAAAAAAGGAAAAUAUCCCCCAACAUACCAAAAUACCAAAAACCAGCCCUCUCUGCUCUGCUCACCCCCAUCACUAUUUAUCUCCCAUCAAGAGUCGUUUUCACUUCGAGCACCGACCAACGCGUUUAGGGAUCGAAAUUGUCAACUCUACAAGUCAUCCCAUAUCCGCUCCUCUCGGGUCUUCCCGUUAUAGGCGGUAUACGGAUACCAGAAACCCCCCCCCAAAAAAAAAAAAAACACUCCUAAACAAACACUCCUAAAUAAACCUUUUUCUCCUUCCCUCCCAACUUGUGUGCCACGGCCGUCGUUUAAACGAAGGUCCGUACUCACUAAACAUCCACAAAAAAACAAAAAACAAAA